GAUGAGCCGCAGGUAGUGGUGGCGGUCGCAUGGGCAGCCUACCUGACCUGACGGAGCGCUCGCGGCCGGUGGUACGCGCCGCCUCUCGCACCGUGUCUGACCCGCAUCGACACCGCGCAGUCCUUACACAGAUACCAGUGAGCACGAUAUACAAGAAAGAAUGGCCGUGGAAGAAGCCGAAAGCACCCAUCCGAGUAGCAGCGCCGGCCAUCGCGCCUCGCCGGCGAGACUCGGCCGCGUCCUCCGUAGGGGCCGCGUCAGUACGCCGACUCCUAUCACGACAACCCCCCAAGCUCCCGAAGCCCUUAGUCCAGCGAUUUACACUCCUCUGCGUAUCCAGUGGCCUUUGCGCUACAGCUCUUCACCCAUUCACGGCGUUCGCUGGAGCCGAAGCCGGUUCCUUUCCCCUAGCCAUUAUGCACACAGUAGCGGCAAUAACAGCCCCCUUCUCCCCACUAAUACUGCAAAAGACUGGGACAAAAGUCGUAAUUACAAUCGCUCAUACCCUUGUGUGUCUUCUUCUGACAGCUCAUACAGUCGCAACGCCAUUAAGUGUGUUGCUACCUUUGUACGGGCUUUGUGGGGUAGCUCUCUCUCCAAUGUCUCUCGCUUUAGCAGCUUCUGCAACGUCUCUAGCGCAAGCAGCUGGUGAUGAGUGUAGGAGGAAGGUGGCGCUCCGAAGGGCACUGCGCGCGCUCCGAGCGGCGCAGGAUGUGGGGCUCGUGUUCGGGUCGUUGUUGCUGGGUGGCGCUCUGAUCAUCUGGCCGGAGCAGAUCACGCCCCUGACGCCUGCGCCGGCUAAUGUCACCAUUCCGAAGCUGUCGCCUUCGGAAGAAUAUUUUUUGGAGGAUGAUUACGAGGAGCAAACAUGCGGUGCUUCAGGCUGCCCUGACACUCAAUCUACAUUAGGCACAGUACUGAGCGCUGAAGGGCGCCGACUACUGGUGGCUGUGUGGGCAGCCUUAGCCCUGGCGUCAGUAGGGCUCGGAGUGUAUGGGGCGACGUCGACGCCAGCGCCGCCGCCAGACGCCCGCUCUGUGGCUAGGGACCCCCGGGCGAUUCUCGGCGUGCCCAUGGGACUGUUCAUCGGAUUACAACAGGGAUUUAUUUAUACUUCUUAUUUAAAGUGGUACGGAGUAUGUGUAGAUGGAUGGUGGUGUGCGUGGCGAGCGCUGAUCGGCGCCGGUACGCUCCAGGGCCUCGCCGCCGCCACCCUCAGCAUGGCAGCAGCGCGGGGGCGGCGCGUCGCCCUCGCCGCAGGUGGAGGCGCGGCCCACGCAAGUCUCGUGUUGGCAUUACUGCGCUGGCGAGCUGCAAGGACUGAUCUUGCGCUACCUGCCCUGGCGGCUGCGGCUUGGGGCGCUUGCGCAUCGUUGUGGGAUGUUUUACAGGGAGGCAUUUGCAUCGGAGGGCCAGGGUGGCGAGGGCCCUGGUCGGCGGUGAUUUGCGCACGGCACGCAGGUCUCGCGAUAGCGUGCGCGGCACGUCACACCUUGUGCGUACGUGCGCAGCUGCCUGCGCUCGCCAUAGUCCUCGCCAUCGCCCUGGCCACGCACAUUGCCCUAGAACUUAGAUUACGAAGAGGUGAAACAAGCCGCCACAGAUCCUAGCGAAGACCCACAGCAACUCAGCUGGCCUCCUUGGGCCCGCCGUCGGACGCGGCGACCGAGGAG
This is a messenger RNA of Manduca sexta (tobacco hornworm), 1673 nucleotides long. RefSeq names its product protein unc-93 homolog A. The record is from RefSeq and is a predicted model, not a curated record. Gene Ontology annotation, molecular function: potassium channel regulator activity. Gene Ontology annotation, cellular component: striated muscle dense body; plasma membrane. Gene Ontology annotation, biological process: regulation of muscle contraction; regulation of potassium ion transport. Bases 30 to 1610 code for a protein of 526 amino acids. NCBI's taxonomy places the organism in Eukaryota, Metazoa, Arthropoda, Insecta, Lepidoptera, Sphingidae. The transcript has 6 exons.